AUGAGGAGGCCCUUGAUACAAUGUAUUCAUUGGCUUGUGCUGCUAAUCUUGCUUUCCCCGUGCUGUUUGGGCGUGAAUUUGGGAUACCAGGCUACCUCGUACAAAACUGGAGACAAGGUAGAGUUGUUGGUGAACAAAGUUGAGUCGGAUAACACGCAAUUGCCCUUUGGCUACUAUGAUUUGCCCUUUGUUUGUCCUCCAGGCAGCGAACCCAAACCCUUGGCCCUCUCCUUGGGCCAGAUCUUGAAGGGCGAUAGGAUCUGGCAGUCUAACUACGAAUUGAAGUUCGGCAUGGACGCGCCCUGCCUCAGGCUCUGUGAUCUUAUGACGAAGGACAAUGGUUUGAAGAAGGCCGAUAAGUUGAUCAGAGAAGGCUACGUGGUACAUUGGUCGGUCGAUGGGCUCCCCGGUGCCACGACGUUUGUGAGCGGAAACAACGAUAACAAGUACUAUGCUGCUGGGUUCCCCUUGGGGUUUGUCGGCAAAGACGACAUCUCUUACAUCUACAACCAUGUUAUGCUAGUUAUCAGGUAUCACAAGGAUAAGAAGGUGAAAGGAGGCUACAACAUCGUUGGUUUUGAGGUUUACCCAAAGAGUGUUCACAACGAACUAUGCCCCGGAACCUCUAAGAACUUCAAGAACUUUGCAUUGACCUUUGAGAAGAAGGUGCCGAAAUCCGCAAAGGAGCAGCUGGAAGCUCAGCCAAAGGGCCCACGUAAGACAAGAAUCCCAUACACGUAUGCGAUCUACUGGAGAGAAGAUAACACCAUUGACUAUGAUUCCAGAUGGGACUUGUACUACAAGGGAGAAAGUGGAAAGAGUCAUCACAUCCACUGGAUCUCCUUUAUCAACUCCAUAGUAUUGCUCGUUCUACUCUCGUUGGCUGUAGCUAUGGUUUUAGCAAAGGUGUUGAAGUCCGACUUACAAAAAUUGUCGAAGACCCCACAUAUCCCACUCAGUGACGAUCUGCAAACCACAACUCCUACUUCGCCAACGUCACCAAGCACUUCUAACUGGAAGUCCUUGAUAUCUGAAGUUUAUAAUAGACCUGUUUUCUCGUUGAUUCUUUCAAUUUUCGUUUCAUCUGGUGUGCAGACGCUUAUAGUUGUUGUUGGGGUAAUUACGAUGUUCACCAUAAACUCGCAAUUCUCUCUUGACAAUUCUCCAGCCAAUAUGUUCUUCAACAAUCACCAGGGGGCUUUCUUCUCCCUUACCAUAACGUUUUUCGUGAUGUCAUCGCUUAUCCCUUCAUUUGUGGGUGUGAUCUUACACAAAAUGUUCAACAACGAGAAUAUAAAUGAACAAUUUGAUACCCCCAAGUACGUUAGACUUUCUAUCUUGUUCAGUGGAUUUUUACCAAUAUUAAUUGCAACGAUAAUUUUCACUUUGAACUUCUUCGUGUGGGCUAAAUCCUCAUCCUAUGCCAUCCCAUUUGGUACAUUUAUUGUAUUGAUACUCAUAUUUUUCGUAUUCCAAUUACCGUUAGGUAUCAUUGGUGGAUACUAUGGAAAUAGGACUAAAUUCGAUAAGAAAUCGUUUAUACUGACUUUCUUUAACGAUAAGAAGUCUAGUAAAGAUGACGAUAAACCAAAUUGGAAGUCUAAGAAAGCUGGAAAGAUGCCAUUAUUUCUUCAACCUGUGCUCAGUACGGUGGUGUUCGGACUAAUUCCCUUCGGAAUCGUAUAUGUUGAAUUGCUUUUCAUCUUAAAUUCAAUGUGGCUUGAAAAGACAACGUUUUACUUCAUGUACGGAUUCCUUUUAGUCACCAUAUUGAUAAUAGUGGUGGUUAUAGCUGAAUCAACCAUUUUGGCAUGUUACAUGUCUUUGGCAAUUUAUCAAAAUCCUAAUUGGUAUUGGCUCUGUUUUAGAGUUGGAGCUUCAAUUGGUUGGUAUAUUUUCGCCUACUCGUUCUAUUAUUUCUUCUGUAUGCUUAACGUUAGGGAUUUUGUGAGUAUAUUACUUUACUUUGCUUACAUGUCGUUAGUCAGUGGAUUAAUAGCGUUGGCGUGUGGAUCUGUUGGUUUGAUUACUGGUUUUGUAUUUAUUAGUAAAAUUUAUGGAACGGUGAAGCUUGAUUAG
This is a messenger RNA of Dujonia railenensis, 2079 nucleotides long. The record is from the annotation of a GenBank genome assembly. Lineage: Eukaryota; Fungi; Ascomycota; Pichiomycetes; Serinales; Debaryomycetaceae.